Prunus avium (sweet cherry) is the source of this 2450-nucleotide messenger RNA. RefSeq names its product plant U-box 14 (gene PUB14). Gene Ontology annotation, biological process: protein ubiquitination; cell surface receptor signaling pathway. The record is from RefSeq and is a predicted model, not a curated record. Gene Ontology annotation, molecular function: protein binding; ubiquitin-protein transferase activity. Lineage: Eukaryota; Viridiplantae; Streptophyta; Magnoliopsida; Rosales; Rosaceae.
AUGUAUUUGUGUGUUUAAAAACUCAGACAAUUCUCUCCUUCCAUUCAGAAUCGGACCCAGCCACACCAAACUCCAACGUUUCUCAUUACCAUAUAUAUAGAGAGAAUAAAAGCUCCUUCUUCCAGCAGCAGCACCAUCCAUGGCGUUUAUUUUCACGUUCCAAUUUUGCCCCAUUCUUCCUUGACGUCGCCAUCCCAAUCCUAAUCCUUGAAUUUCUCUAUCUGGGUAGUCUUCAUCUCCCUCAAGACUUCCACUUUCAAGUUCUGCUAGUCCAAUUUGCCUCUCAAUCGCACAUGGGUCCAACAGGAGAAGAUCCGAGAAACUCAGUACUGAGUCGACUCGCCGAGUCGGUGAAGGCGAUUUCCGAGUUGCCCGAAUGCCGGAACGCGUUCAGGAAGAUGUACGGCAACUUCGUACGAAGAGUCAAGCUUUUGAGUCCUCUGUUUGAGGAGUUGAGGGACAGUGAUAAAGCGCUUGGUGUAGAAGAGGUUAUAGCUUUAGAAUCGCUGGGAGAGGCUUUGAAUUCGGCUAAGGGGCUUAUCAAGUCUGUCAACCAAGGGAGCAAGCUUUAUCAGGCUUUGCAAAGGGACAAGAUUAUUGAUAAGUUUCACCAAAUGACGGUAAAAAUUGAAGCAGCAUUGAGUAAAAUUCCUUAUGAUAAAUUUGAUAUGUCAGAGGAGGUUUGUGAACAGAUUGAACUAGUGCAUACUCAAUUUAAAAGAGCAAAAGAAACAAAAGACACCCUUGACUCACAACUAGAGAUGGACUUAUCCAUAGCGGUGGGAGACAAUGAGCCUGACCCUGUAAUAAUAAAAAGACUUUCAGAAAUGCUGCACCUCAGAACCAUCAACGAUCUAAAGAAAGAGUCACUUGCUUUCCAUGAAUUGGUUAUCGCAAGUGGCGGAGAUGUAGGGGACCACUUUGAAAAGAUGCAAGCUCUGCUUAAGAAGCUAAAGGACUUAGUGCUGACAGAAAGCCCAGAAGUUGACAACUCUGAACGUGACAAGAGUAUGAUCAAGCACAGAUCUCCUGUUAUCCCAGAUGAUUUCCGAUGUCCAAUAUCACUAGAACUGAUGAAAGAUCCUGUGAUUGUCUCUACUGGCCAGACAUACGAAAGAUCCUGUAUUCAGAAAUGGUUGGAUGCGGGACACAAAACCUGUCCCAAAACACAGCAGACAUUGUUGCACACAGCCAUAACACCUAACUACGUUUUGAAGAGUCUAAUUGCUUUGUGGUGUGAGAGCAAUGGCGUUGAGCUGCCCAAAAAGCAAGGGAAUGGUAAAAACAAAAAAGCAGGAUGCAGUGUUUCAGACUGUGAUCGAGCUUCUAUUGCUUCCUUAUUAGAAAAACUAGCAAAAGGGAAUUCAGAAGAACAAAGAGCAGCUGCUGGUGAGCUCCGCUUGCUGGCAAAGAGGAAUGCAGAUAAUAGAGUGUGUAUUGCUGAGGCAGGGGCCAUUCCACUCCUUGUUGAGCUUUUAUCCUCCUCGGAUCCUCGGACACAAGAGCAUGCUGUUACAGCACUUCUCAACCUUUCAAUAAAUGAGAGUAACAAGGGAGCAAUUGUAAAUGCAGGAGCGAUACCUGAUAUAGUAGAUGUUCUGAAAAAUGGCAGCAUGGAGGCUAGAGAAAAUGCAGCUGCAACCCUUUUCAGUUUGUCUGUUGUAGAUGAAAACAAGGUGGCAAUUGGAGCUGCUGGGGCCAUCCCAUCCCUUAUAAAACUGCUUUGUGAGGGGACUCCAAGAGGAAAAAAGGAUGCUGCUACAGCUAUUUUUAAUCUCUCAAUCUAUCAGGGAAACAAGGCCAGAGCUAUAAGGGCGGGUAUUGUGGCCCCAUUAAUGAGAUUGCUGAAGGAUGCAGGAAGUGGGAUGGUGGAUGAAGCGCUAGCAAUCCUGGCAAUUCUGGCUAGCCAUCAAGAAGGGAAGAUGGCAAUUGCUCAGGCUGAGCCAAUCUCUGUUUUGGUGGAAGUUAUAAGAACUGGUUUCCCACGCAACCGGGAGAAUGCUGCUGCUGUAUUAUGGUCAUUAUGCACAGGUGAUAUACAGCAGUUGAAACUAGCAAGGGAACUUGGAGCAGACGAGGCCUUGAAGGAACUGUCAGAAAAUGGCACUGAAAGGGCCAAGAGGAAAGCUGGAAACGUUUUAGAGCUCCUUCAACGAGUCGAAGAUUCUAUUGAUCUUUAAAAAUCGUAGGGUCGUGGUUCUAAUGCAUUUCCUAGUACUAUUAUUAGGAUGAAAAAGUGUAGUUUACAGAUGUUCUGCAGAUAAAUCAUUGUGUUACUUGUACGAUACGUGUACUAUACAUUAUAUUAUGGUGACUUAAUUCGUGUUGAUGUACAAAACAAAGGGAUAAGUAGAGUAUGUGGGCGGGUUUGGCUGACAAUAGGACUGCAUAUCAAGUCUUCUGGGUUGUAUAUUAUUGAAGAGUUUCCAUUAGAUAGAAAUUAUGAAAAA